CCUCUCUCUCUCUCCCUCCCUCUGCCGCCGCGCCUGUCCUUUCCGCGUCCACCGCCCCGCUCGCUCUCCUCCGCCAUGGCAGACCUCUCCGACCCGAACAUUGACAUAGCGUACCAGGACGUCCGCGCGGACAAGACGGACACCAACUGGCUCCUCAUCGACUACGAGUCCGACCGCUCUGACAAGCUGCAGCUGACCGCGACCGGCGCCGGGGGGCUCACCGAGCUCCGCGAGCACCUCGACGACACCAAGGCGUCGUACGCGUACGUGCGCGUGCAGUACGCGAACGACAAGGAGUCCAAGCGCGAGAAGUUCAUCUUUGUCGUGUGGAUCGGGCCUGGCUGCAAGGUCAUGCGCAAGGCAAAGAUCUCGGUGCAUUCCGCAGACGUCAAGUCGGUGCUGCGCGUGUUCUCUGUCGAAGUGCCGGCACGGGAGAAGGACGACCUGAAAGAGGAGCCAAUUGUCGCGAAGCUGCGCAAGGCCGGCGGCGCGAGCUACGACGGCGUAUGAUGCAUAGUGGACUGGGGCAAGUGCUGCUACUGCUCCUCGGGUGCUUUGUCUUUCAUGUCUCAACGUGCUGUCCCUGUAUACUAUGCCGCCUGCUUCCGUACCCGUCAGCAUGCAGGAAAUGGGAAGGAUAUACUGAACAAAA
Molecule: messenger RNA, 652 nt
Organism: Postia placenta MAD-698-R-SB12
Lineage: Eukaryota; Fungi; Basidiomycota; Agaricomycetes; Polyporales; Adustoporiaceae
Exons: 5
Coding region: 76-510 (144 amino acids)
Biological process (GO): regulation of actin filament polymerization
Cellular component (GO): plasma membrane; site of polarized growth; cortical actin cytoskeleton
Molecular function (GO): actin filament binding
Source: RefSeq, a predicted model, not a curated record